CAGAGCUCCGAGGCUGCUCACUCCGAACACGUCUCCAGCUCUCCUCCGGCCUCCAGAAGCCUCAGCAUGUCGUUCACCAGCAGAUCCUACUCCUCCCAGAGGACCAACAGCGUCUACGGCGGCGCCGGCGGGCAUGGGACCCGCAUCUCCUCCCCCACCGCGGUGGCCUGCUUCGGCCCCAGCCCCUCCUACGGGGGCAGGACCUCCUUCUCUAACGGGAGCUUCAACCUCGACGGCGGCCUGGACCUCCACGUGGGCGCCAACGAGAAGGCCACCUUGCAGAACCUCAACGACCGCCUGUCCACCUACCUGGACAAGGUGCGCACCCUGGAGAAGGAGAACGGCCGCCUGGAGCAGCAGAUCAGGGAAUGGACCCUGAGCCGCACCGUGGUGACCCACGACCACAGCGGCUAUCUGGCCACCGUCGCAGACCUCAAGGACAAGAUCCGCUUCGCCUACAGGGUCAACGCCAAGAUCAUCCUGGACAUCGACAACGCCAAACUGGCAGCUGACGACUUCAAGAUGAAGUUCGAGGGGGAGCAGGCCAUGAGGCUGGUGGUGGAGGCCGACACCAUGGGUCUGAAGAGGGUUCUGGACGAGAUGAACAUGAACCGCAUGGACCUGGAGUCCAUGUACGAGUCCCUGACGGAGGAGCUCAUUGUGCUGAAGAGGAACCACCAGGAGGACUUGGAGUCCAUCAGGUGCAGAGUGGGCGGCCAGGUGGAUGUGGAGGUGGAGGCCCCCCCCGCCACAGACCUGAACCAGGCCAUGACGGAGGUCAGGGAGCACUACGAGACCAUGAUCACCAAGAACCGCAAGGAGCUGGAGAGCUGGUACCAGUCCAAGAUCUCUGUGAUCGAGGUGGAGGUGCAGCAGGAGUCGGAGCUGCUGCUGAAGGCCCGCAUGGAGCUGAAGGAGCUGAAGACAACGUGCCAGAGGCUGCAGAUCGACCUGCAGUCCCACCUCAGCAUGAAAUCGUCGCUGGAGGGCUCGCUGGCGGAGACCCAGAGCCGCUACCAGAGCACUCUGUACGGGCUGCAGUGCACCGUGACCAGCCUGGAGGGGCAGCUGUUCCAGCUCCACGCCAACAUCGCCCACCACAAGCAGGAGUACGACAUGCUGCUGGACCUCAAGACCCGCCUGGAGAUGGAGAUCGCAGAGUACCGCCGGCUGCUUGACGGGGAGGACGAGAGUUCCAGGCAAGUGGUCACCAAGACCAUCACGGUGGUGGAGACGGUGGUGGACGGCCGGGUGGUCAGCAGCGAGCGCACCACCGACGUGGACGUGGAGGAACAGUGAUGAUGUAACACCUGAUGUCACACCUCGAAUGAUAAAACCUUUAAUAAAACCUGACAGUCCAAAUCCUA
Messenger RNA from Gadus macrocephalus (Pacific cod), 1367 nucleotides. RefSeq names its product keratin 98 (gene krt98). Gene Ontology annotation, molecular function: structural molecule activity. The transcript has 8 exons. Lineage: Eukaryota; Metazoa; Chordata; Actinopteri; Gadiformes; Gadidae. The coding region runs from base 67 to 1299 and encodes 410 amino acids. The record is from RefSeq and is a predicted model, not a curated record.